This is a messenger RNA of Chelonoidis abingdonii (Abingdon island giant tortoise), 3547 nucleotides long. It is a transcript of the gene RGS10, whose product is annotated as regulator of G protein signaling 10. Gene Ontology annotation, cellular component: plasma membrane; nucleus; cytoplasm. Gene Ontology annotation, molecular function: GTPase activator activity; G-protein alpha-subunit binding. Gene Ontology annotation, biological process: regulation of G protein-coupled receptor signaling pathway. NCBI's taxonomy places the organism in Eukaryota, Metazoa, Chordata, Testudines, Testudinidae. The record is from RefSeq and is a predicted model, not a curated record.
ACAGGGAGCGCGCCCCGCCAGAGGUCUCCUAGGAGCAGCGGGGAGCGCCCACGUGGGGGCCUCCUAGGGGUGUCCCAGCCAAGGGAGGUCGCUCACGGCAGGCCCGUCUCAUUUGGCUGGGGACGUGCCGGGAGCGCCCGGCCCUCGCUGCGGGACCAGAGGGCGCGCAACUGGAGGCGCCUCCUGGGGCGCAGGGAGCUGCCGUCGCGGGUACCUCCUCCUGCUCCUGGCCGGCCGGAGCUGGGCAGCUCCCCCGGCGAUGUUCACCCGGGCUGUGAGCAGGCUCAGCAGGAAGCGGCCGCCGUCAGAGAUUAAUGACAGUGAUGGCAAACCAGGCAGCAGCCAACAAACCCUAAAAGGAACCUCAAGAUGGACUGCGUCACUAGAGAACCUCCUAGAAGAUCCAGAAGGAGUGAAACGAUUUAGGGAAUUUUUAAAGAAAGAAUUUAGUGAAGAAAAUGUUUUAUUCUGGUUAGCAUGUGAAGAAUUUAAGAAAACGCAAGACAAGAAACAGAUGCAAGAAAAAGCUAAAGAAAUUUACAUGACUUUCCUGUCCAGUAAAGCUUCCUGCCAAGUCAAUGUUGAAGGGCAAUCCCGUUUGAAUGAGACAAUGUUGGAAGAACCUCACCCACUAAUGUUUCAAAAGCUGCAAGACCAGAUAUUCAAUCUCAUGAAGUAUGACAGCUACAGCCGUUUCUUAAAGUCAGACAUAUUUUUAAAACAUAAGAGGGCCGAGGAACAAGAAGAGAAUUCAUCGGAAGCUCAAUCCGUAGCUAAAAGAGCUUCAAGGAUUUACAACACAUGAUCCAAAGAAACCCAUUUCAGACAAGCAACAAAAAAUAACCUAACUCUCAGGAACAGUCUUUGGGUCUAUAACUGUUGCAUUUAAGGCUUGAAAAGCACAAAACCCUUUUAGGGGAUAUUUACCUUCUUAACUGCUUGAGCAACUAAUUGUUUUUGCAUGAUGGCUAAUACCAAACACUCUUGAAAAGACCAUUUCCUAGGCUAAAAUGCUGAGGUAUCCAUAUGUGGCAUGAAUUACAUCCCAUGUUUCACAAAUUAAAAUGUUUUCCAAUCACUGUAUUUGUGAGGCAUCACAUAUAUGAGAAAUGGAAGAUAGGGUUGCUUUUGCCUUCUGUUUUUAUAGCUAUCCUGUAUGUACGUUUGUGAAUUGUUGUGAGCCAAUGCAGAGUAGCAUUUCUGAUACCCAUGGAUGAGUCAUACAUUGAUUACCAUUAGGGGGCAGUAUCAUGUAGGGUUAAUCCUAAUAAAACCCAGUUUCAGUCCUGCCAAACCUAAAUCUCUUCUUUGAAACUAAUCUAUCUGUGAGACUUUGAAAGGCAAUUUCAAUUUUGACUUUGAGAAGUGUGGGUUUGCCUUUAUUAUUGAAGCAUAAGGCUGGGUUUUUUUAGUCAGAAUUUUCAUUACCGUGUUUCUUUGAUUUCACGAUGUUUCCCACAACAGCCAAUCAGCUUCUUCAGAUGACAGAGGCUAAUCGCCAGCUUUGAAAGAGACAACAUGUCAACUUUAAAAACGCAAUAAAACCUCUUGUGUUUUCAUAGCACCUAAACUAUAAUGGAACAAAAGCACCAAGAUAGGAAGGAUCCCUUCAAAGCACUCAAAAAGCCAUAGGAGAACUGAUACCUGUUGCCCACUUCUGAGCAUCACAUCUUCAGGUGGGCUCAGCACUUCAGGCAGCUAGCACACUUAUUCUGAAGUCACAUGCAAGUACUAGUAAGCAUUAGGUCUUCCCCAUUCUUCGUGAGGAAUUGUGCCCUGGCUGCCUGGAUUCCUUCUGCAGAGGCACAAAACAACAGUUUUCAUUUUCAGUCUGGUUUUGCUAAAAUCGAUUGGUCGCAUACUACCUGAUUUUGUUUUCCCCCAAGAAGUGUUUCAGGGUUUCCUAUGCACAGAUGUUGGAAAGUCCAACAGAACUGUGAAUUCGCAUUGUGAUUUUAGCCAUUCCCACUCCAUGCUUGAGAUGAAUGGCAGUUUAUGUCUGCCCUGAGAAGAUCAAUGUGCAGUGAUGAAAUGUUAGGAUAAUAAAGGAACAUGCUGGUGGAAAUCUCCACCAAAGAGUUCUCUUUGUCUAUCUGGAAUGGUUUGGGAACUGAAAAGCAUUUUUGGCAUAAAUGUUUAAUGUGUUUAUAUUUUUUGAAUUCAUUAAUUCAAUGCCAAACUACGAUACUAAAUUGCUGUUUAGAAUUGGGAGAACAUAUUGGCUGGCAUGUUUUAUUUACAAGCUUCACCAUGUGUAGUCUAGCUGUGACUCACAUUCACUCACUAUUUACUCUUUUUUUGUGUUAGUGCAGGCUUUUCUUGAGUUUGUAUUUAUGGGGUGUCUAGUCAGAUUGCACAAUUAGCUUUUGAUUAUUUUAAAAUUCUCUUUCUCAGGAAGGUCAGUUAUAUUUUAUACAUUACUGUUGCUAUCAACAUCUUAAAAGCUAGGGCUAGGUUAUAAUUUUCUAGGAGGAAAACUCUCUAUAUAGCCAUAUGACAUAUGAUGACAUAUGAGUCUGUCUUUUUCUAAGCCACCUUUACAGCCUAUGUCUAAAGAAAAUGGCUGCUGUGGUCUCUGCUCCCACUUAAUCCAUUCAUAUAAUGGUAGUGGGAGUUCUGAAAACUUAUCAAGGGAUAAAGAGAUUUGUUAAUUUUUAGGGAAUUGAGCAGGAGGGUAGUCUUUCAAUUUGCACUUUCUGAGCUGUAGGUUGGAUGCACCGAAUACAUUUUCCCAUCAUAUUUAGAAAGGAGUAAAUGGCAGAACCAAGGGUUUAGGACCAUGAUUCAUCAGUUUUCAGUGGGACGUGGGCACAUGCUGAAAGUAAAGCACGUAUUUAAAUGCUUUGUUGAAUAAGAAUGUACUUAAGCACAUGCUUAAAUGCUUGGCUGCAUUGGGGAUUGGGCGAACAGUUAUUAUCCCCCUCUGCAGCCAGUUGUUAUCAUACUAGGUCUUUUAAUUAGAAUAACUUUGGUCAUGUAACCACCACAUCCUAUCAAAUCUUUUGAAUGAUGGGCCCAAACUAAGCCCCUGGAACUCAGGAAAGAUGAAAUCUGCCAACAUUUACAGUUUGGACUUUGGUUUAUAAUUCUCAUUAUUAUUAUUAUUUACGUUAGAGUAGUGCUGAAAGGUCUCAAGUUGGGGGGAACCCAUCCCAUCAAGCUAAGUGGUACACAGUCCCUGCCCCAAGACCUUGCAGUCUAAAAGACAAGACAGAUAAGUAAUAAUAGACAACAAACAAGCAAAACAUUAAACGUGAUGUUAGAUACACCUCUUGGGAAUAGCUAAGUUAGGCCCUGAUCCUACAAAGACUUAUGCACAGCUGUAACUUUAGUCAUGCAAAAUUUGCACCAAUAGAACUUUUCACAUGGGACAUCCAGGCUACCCCGGCUACAUUGCUAUAUUUAGCACACUAGCUCAAGCAUUGCAGAGUGGGUGUCUGUCUUCCCACACUUGUGGGGACUUGUCUUCAUUACGGGGUAAGUCGAUCUAAGUUACGCUACUCCAGCUAUGUGAAUAACAUAGCUGGAAUCAACAGCUUAGGUUGAC